Molecule: messenger RNA, 762 nt
Organism: Ogataea haglerorum
Lineage: Eukaryota; Fungi; Ascomycota; Pichiomycetes; Pichiales; Pichiaceae
Exons: 1
Coding region: 1-762 (253 amino acids)
Molecular function (GO): intramolecular lyase activity
Source: RefSeq, a predicted model, not a curated record
AUGGCUGUCGGGUCGUACUUCUCGUACACCCAAAUCCUGAGCGACGCAGCACCUUUGCAGGACCCAGAAAACCUCGUCAGCGUCGACUCGUCCGUGCACUCGUUCCCUGUGGUCACGUCUGACUACCUAUUGCAAACGCCGUUCCAACUGCUUGGCUACGGCAUCAGAACGGUCACCUUUCUGAACAUGAAGGUGUACGCUCUGGGAAUUUAUGUGGCCAGACAAGACCUGCCGUUGCUGAAAAAGACACUCACCAGCAUCAGCCCCGACCCGUCGCAGGUGGCCUUCAGUCUGAGAGACCCGGCCCUGUCGCCGCAGGUGGUGGAGCUGCUGUUAUCUUCUGGUGUGCGGUUUUCUGCCAAGAUCGUGCCUGUGCGAAACACCGAUUUCAACCAUCUGAGAGACGGCCUGAUUAAAUCAAUUAAAUCCAACCCGAAAUACAAGGAGCUGGCGAAGCGGGGCGACGGAACAGACGAGAAGCUGGCCGCUGGGCUGGACCAGCUGCGGAAGGCUUUUGGGGCCCGCAAAGUGACCGCGUCGAAAAAUUCCACCCUGAUGCUACAGCUUCUGGACGACGGGAAGCUGGCAUUGUCGUUCCAACAGUACACUACCCGGGACCAGAUGGCGGAGCCGUUCAGCAUGGGCGUUGUUGAGGAGCCGCUGAUCGGCCGGCUACUGUUUAUGAGCUAUCUUUCCGGAGCCAAGCCGCUCAGCGAGCCUGCGCGGGCCAAGGCAAUCGACGGAUUUAUUUCCUUGUUAUGA